UGUGUUUAACGUCACUUCCGCUUUCACUUUGCUCUCCGCUUCACGUGUGACCGAACGAAACAGCUUCAGAUAAUAUGGGUACGCGGCGACUACUUUUGAUCUCCAACUCAACUCUACACGGAGGUGGAUACCUCGAACAUUGCAGCGACCAGAUCAAGACAUUCCUCAGACAGGUGAAGCGGGUUCUAUUUGUACCGUAUGCUCUGCACGAUCAAGAUGAAUAUGCCAACGUUGCUAAGAAAGCGUUCAAUACAAUGGGAUAUGAACUGGACAGUAUCCACACACAGCCAAGCGCACUGGAGGCCGUCAAGAAAGCUGAAGCUGUGUUUAUAGGAGGAGGAAACACCUUCCGUCUCCUCAAGGCACUGUACACAGAGGGGGUGCUGGAGGAGAUCAGACGCAGGGUGGAGCAGGACGGAGUUCCAUACAUUGGGUCGAGCGCAGGCAGUAACGUGGCUACAUUGAGCAUCAACACUACCAAUGACAUGCCCAUUGUUUACCCACCCAGCUUCUUCGCCCUUAACCUAAUCCCCUUCAACAUCAACGCCCACUACAUAGAUCCUACAUCCAGCAGCACCCACAUGGGGGAAACUCGUGAGGCAAGGAUCAAACAGUAUCAUGAGUACCAAGACUCCCCUCCAGUACUGGUAUGUAUCACU
Mizuhopecten yessoensis (Yesso scallop) is the source of this 659-nucleotide messenger RNA. RefSeq names its product alpha-aspartyl dipeptidase-like. The transcript is spliced from 6 exons. The annotation marks the transcript as partial. The record is from RefSeq and is a predicted model, not a curated record. Gene Ontology annotation, biological process: proteolysis. Gene Ontology annotation, molecular function: serine-type peptidase activity. NCBI's taxonomy places the organism in Eukaryota, Metazoa, Mollusca, Bivalvia, Pectinida, Pectinidae.